This is a messenger RNA of Sturnus vulgaris (Common starling), 2943 nucleotides long. It is a transcript of the gene MYCT1, whose product is annotated as MYC target 1. The record is from RefSeq and is a predicted model, not a curated record. Lineage: Eukaryota; Metazoa; Chordata; Aves; Passeriformes; Sturnidae. Gene Ontology annotation, cellular component: nucleoplasm.
CACGGUUCUGUGGCAGCACAAAAGCUUUGCUUCUAGUGCAAAAUCUCAAACCUUCAGAAAACUAUUGCUCCUCUGUGGACGUACCGUUCUGUAUUUGCUAUUUGGAUGUUAUGGAUAGGAACAGUACUUUUCCUCCAAUCACAUGGCCACCAAAAUUUUGGGAGCAGAUAACAAUAGCUUUCACAGUGUCCAUGGUGAUCGGACUGGUGAUUGGAGGCAUCAUCUGGGCAUUUUUCACCUGCUUGUCCCGUCGCAGAGCUAGUGCCCACAUUUCCCAGGGGAGCCCCUCAUCCUUCAGCCGUCGGUCCAGACCUUCCUCCCAUGGCCACAAUGCCGGCAGGACUGGAUUUUACCGCAACAGCAGCUGCGAACGUCGGAGCAACCUGAGCCUGGCCAGCCUCACCUUCCAGCGGCAAGCCUCCUUGGAGCAGGCCAACUCUUUCCCCAGGAAGUCAAGCUUCCGUGCAUCCACCUUCCACCCUUUUCUGCAGUGUCCUCCCCUGCCCGUGGAGACGAACAGUCAGCUGAUCACCCUCACUCCCACGAACACCACCACAACCCUCGUGGGAAGCACCACCAACAGCUUGAGUCGACCUGAAUUCCACUGGUCCAACAACAACCUCCGCAUCUGCCACUCCACGCAAACGCCGCCUCCCGCCUAUGAAACCAUCAUAAAAGCUUUCCCAGAGUCCUGAGCUUUGUCCUAGCUGCAAACACACAAGUGCUUCUUAGGAGGAACCGCAAUUAUCUCGACAAUUUUCUGUGCGUGAUGAAGAUCUCUGAGAAGUCUCCAGCUGCAGUUGCAGAGGGGACGUACUUUGCCAAGAGGCGCGUAGCAGUGAUUUCAUGGAGCCCAACAUCCCACUGUCUGAGAGAUCACUUGUCAUUGCACUACUGGCUUCUAUUUACUGCUCUGCUGUAUGCUUGCAUAUUUAUAGUGUUGUAUCUUUAAUUGCAGCCAUUGUCUCUUUAUUUUAGAGGGAAAAAUGCUGCCACAUAAAAACUAAAUCAUUUCUUGAAGAAACAGAUAAUACUAGAGAUUACUGAUAUACACAGCAUAUCAAUGCAAAUUUCACUGUCCUUUUUUUUUUAAAGAAGUUUUGAUUUUACAUGUUUUUGUUAUAUUUUCAGAGAGCACCUCCCAUUAUCCACCUUCUUGCUAUAACCCCAGAAGAGCUUCUGUCUGAGGAACCUUAAAUCCAGACCUUGUAGAGGAUGCAGUCCUGGCUGCUACAGACAUCCUGUUGUUUUGAUUGCAAAGAUUCAAUCUGAAAAGACUCCAUAUUAGGGAUGCUUGCUUAAAAUUCCCUACAGUGUGGGAAAAAAAUGUGAAACAUAUAUAUAGCUUCAUGCAGAAAUAAGUUUUGAACAACAUACUAAAUGCAUGAUAACGAUUAUAAAGAAUUUUCUGUCUGCAGCCAGCAGAACAGGUAGUCACAUUUUAAUACGCAGUGAGGCUGUAUGGGCAGAACUCCUCAUGUUUCAUUUUUCUACUUCUGGUUAUCCAGAUAAGCAGUAUGAAUGACAACUAUUUUUUAAUUAAGUUUCCUGAUUUCCUAUGGGAUUAGUCAUUUCCUUAUUUCAAAUUGUUUUUCUCAAAUUGUACCAACGUUUAAUUCUUUCUUUUAUUCACUGAAAUCUUGUCUUUCACUAAAACAAGAUUUCAGACAUCUGUGGCUGAAUACAGGGAUUGUAUAAUGAAUUGGGAUAUGAAGAUAAAGACGAAGUAUUUAGCUGAGGCUUACAUAUAUUCUUGACUUUUAUAUGUGUAUCAUGCCAAGCUAACCCCUGGCUUAGUAGAGACUAAUUGCUCUGAUGUGACAAAAUGUUCAGGAUAUGGAAAUAGCAGAGACAAAUGGGACCCGAAUUAAGUCUUAUUGUAUCAGUUUCCUGUUAAAUGUUUCAUGGCCAAAUUAAGGGCAAAGGAUUUCCACAAGUGUAGAGAAGCUGUCCACACUCCAUGCUUGCAAAUAUGCCUGUUGUUUCUAAAAGGUUUGGACAAUACCAGCCUCAGAACUCCUGAUUCUGUAGAGAGAACAAGUUCUUAUCUCUCUUCUGGGAGGGACAAAGAUUCAGCAGCUUCUGAGAAUGGGCAAAAUGCUUAACAUCUCCCAGGUUUUCCAGGUUUUUGGAGAGUGGCAGCAUGCAUCUCUUUGCUGAGGCCAACAUCCCUCGCGAGGCCCUGGCACCGAUCUGUGAUCCUCAGUAUUCCAGCCCAAUAUCCACCCAUUCGCAAAUAAUGCUACAAACAUUGAGCUUACAAGCAACACUUACUGUAAACAAGUAUUUCUUAUUGCACAGGCAAAUUAUUUCGCAUAUAUUUACUGACUGGAUUUCAUUGUUUCAUUUUUAGUGUGCAGAACAUCUGGAGAGAUGUAUGUCAUUGCUAGAAGAACAACCAUUUACAGAGUUUACAGAGCAUUUCACUGCAGACACUAUGAGUUCUAGCACACUCAGAACUUGCUGAUAAGACUGUAACACUACAUUUGGCUGAUCACAGGCUACAGACUUAAAAUAGCAGUCUUCUGAAGAAAGAAAGCUGUGCUUCUUCAUUCAUUAAUGAUUUUUUUUUUCAUUUAGAGUUUUUCUGAGUCUGGUGGAUUUCAUUGCAUGCAAAAAUAUGUUCAAAGUUUCCUUCCUAUAGAAUAGGUGAUGCAGCCUAUUCUAACCUGCCUACAAAAAGAAGAAUUCAAGCCUGCUGUCUUUGUUUAGUGGGUUUGAUGGACUGUGGAAGAGGUAACUUACCCUACCAGCUGUGUACCCAGUGUGCACCCAGCUGGCCAAAACUGCUUGUUCUUUGAGAGUGAAAUCAUUUUAGAUGAGUGAGUUUUUACUUCUGGAUUGUAAGAGCACAUUACAUUACAACAGAACUUUCCACAGCACAAUUAUGACACAAUUAUUACUUGUAUUACACGGUAUUUAGUAAACAAUGUAAAGACGAAA